Messenger RNA from Drosophila gunungcola (fruit fly), 2792 nucleotides. Its product is annotated as xenotropic and polytropic retrovirus receptor 1. The coding region runs from base 322 to 2346 and encodes 674 amino acids. The transcript is spliced from 7 exons. Gene Ontology annotation, biological process: cellular response to phosphate starvation; phosphate ion transport. Gene Ontology annotation, molecular function: inositol hexakisphosphate binding. The record is from RefSeq and is a predicted model, not a curated record. NCBI's taxonomy places the organism in Eukaryota, Metazoa, Arthropoda, Insecta, Diptera, Drosophilidae. Gene Ontology annotation, cellular component: Golgi apparatus; plasma membrane; cytoplasm.
GUUUUUAGUUUUUGUGGUGCGUUCAGUUCUUUGUUGUUGUUUGGCCCUCGCAUUUCGUCCGUCGCCAGAAUUUUAUUGAUAUGCGCGCUAUUCGGUGAUAAGCAGUGUACUUAACAAAUCAGCGACUGUUGACAAUUAGUAAUGGCCAGUGUGGGAACAGCCUGAGAUGCUAAAAUAGAAGCCCCCAUCGGAGACGAAUUGCAAGUGCAAACUGCAGCGCGGUGCAGCGUAUACGCGCUUCAGUGCAGCGCCGAUCAACGGAACGGAUUCGAUCUGGACUGGACUGGACUGGAGUGAGCUCAAGCUCUAGAAUAGGCAGCCAUGAAGUUCGCCGAGCACCUGUCGGCGCACAUAACGCCCGAGUGGCGCAAGCAGUACAUCAACUAUGAGGAAAUGAAGGCCAUGCUGUAUUUGGCCGUGGAGGAGGCGCCAUCGGUGGAAAGUGUCGAGGAUGAUGUGCUGAAGCGGCAUUUUGCCAACUUCGAUGAGAACUUCUUUCACUUCUGCGACAAGGAGCUGAAGAAGAUCAACACAUUCUACUCGGAGAAGCUGGCGGAGGCCACGCGAAAGUUUGCCACCCUGAAUGCCGAGCUGAAGACCUCCAUCGAGGAGUCGGAGCGGAGUGCCAAGAAGUCCAAGGGCCAGAAGCGGCAUGCCGCGCUGCCCGAUCGCAAGGCCCGCGAACUGAAGUUGGCCUUCAGCGAGUUCUACCUGAGUCUGAUCCUCCUGCAGAACUAUCAGAAUCUGAAUCACACCGGCUUUCGCAAAAUACUCAAGAAGCACGAUAAACUUCUACGCGUUGAUACCGGCGCCAAGUGGCGGCAGGAGUACGUGGAGGCGUCGCACUUCUUCACCAACAAGGACAUCGACAACAUCAUCAAUGAGACGGAGACGACGGUCACCGGCGAACUGGAGGGCGGCGAUCGGCAGCGGGCCAUGAAGCGGCUGCGGGUGCCGCCGCUGGGCGAGCAGCAGAGUCCGUGGACGACCUUCAAGGUGGGCCUCUUCUCCGGCAGCUUCAUAGUGCUGGGCAUUGUGGUGGUGCUGUCGGCCAUCUUCCACGAGAUCAGCGGCGAGAAUCUGAAGGUCACGUUCCGCCUGUACCGCGGACCGCUGCUCAUCAUCGAGUUCAUCUUCCUCAUCGGCGUGAACAUCUACGGCUGGCGGUCGUCGGGCGUCAAUCAUGUGCUCAUCUUCGAGCUGGAUCCGCGCAAUCAUCUAUCCGAGCAGCAUCUCAUGGAGCUGGCGGCCAUUUUCGGCGUCGUGUGGACGCUCAGCAUGCUGAGUUUCCUGUACAGCGCCAGUUUGGCCAUACCGGCGUUCAUCAAUCCACUAACGCUGACGCUGAUUAUGGUGCUGUUCCUGGCCAAUCCGUUCCAUGUGCUCCACCACGACGCUCGCUUUUGGCUGUGGCGCAUCACGGGUCGCUGCCUGUCCGCCCCGUUCUUUCAUGUGGGCUUCGCCGACUUCUGGCUGGGCGAUCAGCUGAACUCGCUGGCCACUGCCAUUCUGGACUUCGAGUAUCUCAUCUGUUUUUACUUCACAAACGGCAACUGGACGGAGGCGAGGGAUGCCUCCAUUUGCAUGGAGAAGGACUUCAUUAUACGGCCAAUUGUCAAUUGCCUGCCCGCUUGGUUUCGAUUCGCACAAUGCCUGCGGCGAUAUCGCGACUCGCGGGAGGCCUUUCCCCACUUGGUCAACGCCGGCAAAUACUCAACCACCUUCCUGGUAGUGAUCUUCGCCACCCUCAAGAGCUUUCACAGUCCGAACUAUGCCAGCACAUUUGACAAUCCCUAUACCUGGCUGUGGAUCAUCGCCUCGAUUGUGUCCUCGUGCUAUGCCUACACCUGGGACAUCAAGAUGGAUUGGGGUCUGUUCGACAAGAAUGCCGGCGAGAAUACUUUCCUGCGCGAGGAAGUCGUCUACUCUUCGACGGGUUUCUACUACUUUGCCAUUGUGGAAGAUCUGGCGCUGCGCUUUAUUUGGGCGCUGUCUUUCUACCUCACCGAGAUGAAGAUCGUGAGCGGCGACAUAAUGACCUCCAUCACAGGCAUCCUGGAGGUGUUCCGUCGCUUUGUUUGGAACUUUUUCCGCCUGGAGAACGAGCAUCUGAACAAUUGCGGCAAAUUCCGAGCGGUGCGCGACAUAUCAAUAGCGCCGCUGGAUUCCUCCGACCAGGCGCUCAUCCUGCGCAUGAUGGACGAGACGGAUGGCGUGAUCAAUCGCUACACCAAGACGAACCGACCCAAGCCCAAAAAGGUCAAGGAUCCGGAGAAGCGGAGCCUGCUGCAGACGCGCGGUUCGCUGCCCGACCUUCGCAUCGAUAUGGACAGCAAGAAAUUGUAGACAACCAGCGCCGCCCACCGAGUUGUGCUUCCUAACGAACGAUUUUGCGGAACGUGUUGUACGACAGUCUAUCCAUAAUUCAAUUUACACCAUUUUUUUUGUUUAAAUUAAUUUUUUUUUUCGCGUUGUUUAGCUAAUUUGUAUAUUUAGUGACUAAGUACUUAAAGUUGAGGAGAGACAAUGUCCAGCAAUAAUUAGUGCAUAAGUUUUCUAACUAAUUUAGCAUUCCAUUUAUGCGAUUAACAAACGAAAAAGACCAAACCUCUAUAUAUCUAUAACCUGUAACCUGUAACCCUUAACCCCUAGUUCCUAAGCCACAUUUCCACGUUUCCAAAUCCAAUUCGAAAUCCACACCUUCCACACAAAUUGGAGUCGAGAACGGCAGUAUUAGUACUUAGAAAAGGCGAACAAAAUAACUAAAAUCCAAGCAAAUGAAAAAAAAACAA